AUGGCAGAAAACCUCUCCUCCCAACCCCCUCCCUCCACAGCCUUCCUCCUAAGCUACCCAUCCCCAUCCAUCCUUCUCGUAACCAUAAACAAGCCCAAGCAACGAAACGCCAUCUCAAUGGCACAACACUGGGAAGCCGACGCAAUCUUCAAAUGGUUCGACGCCGAACCAUCCCUCCUCGUCGCCAUCAUCACCGGCGCCGGCGACCUCGCUUUCUGCGCCGGCCAAGACCUCAAAGAACAAGCCUACCUCGACCACCGCAGCAACAACAAAAGCAGCACCACCAACAACAACAACAAAGACACCGCUUCCAACCCCCAACCACAACCCUCCUCCCGCCUCGGCCUGCCCCCAACAGGCUUCGCCGGCCUCAGCACCCGCACCGGCCGCAAACCCAUCAUCGCAGCCGUCAACGGCGCCGCAAUGGGCGGCGGCUUCGAAAUCUGUCUGAACUGCGACAUAACCCUCGCCCUCCCAACCGCCACAUUCGCCCUCCCCGAAGCCCUCCGCGGCCUCUACGCCGCAGCAGGCGGUCUCGCACGCCUCACCCGCACAGCAGGCAUCCACAUCGCAUCCGAACUCGCCCUCACAGGCCGACGCAUGAGCGCCGCCGAAGCCCUCUCGCACGGCCUGAUCAACCGCGUUGUUUCCCCUCCCUCUCCCUCUCCUCCAAGCCCCUCCACCCCAUCCUCAUCCCCAUCAUCAGCCAGAGAAACCCUCCUCAACGAAGCCGUCGAAAUGGCACGCGCCAUCACACUCGCGUCGCCGGACGCGGUGGUUGUGACGCGCGCGGGGAUUCGCGAGGCGUGGGAGACGGCGAGUGUGGUGCGGGCGGGCCAGGUGACGGCGGAGCGGUACGGGGAGGCGCUGUUUCGGGGGGAGAAUUUUGGGAUUGGGGUUCGGGCGUUUGCGGAGGGGGGGGGCAGGGGGAGGAGGCCGGUUUGGAGGCCUUCUAGGCUGUGA
Messenger RNA from Pseudovirgaria hyperparasitica, 963 nucleotides. RefSeq names its product ClpP/crotonase. Gene Ontology annotation, cellular component: mitochondrion. The transcript has 3 exons. Gene Ontology annotation, molecular function: enoyl-CoA hydratase activity. Gene Ontology annotation, biological process: fatty acid beta-oxidation. NCBI's taxonomy places the organism in Eukaryota, Fungi, Ascomycota, Dothideomycetes, Acrospermales, Acrospermaceae. Bases 1 to 963 code for a protein of 320 amino acids. The record is from RefSeq and is a predicted model, not a curated record.